UCGUCGGAGCUGAGACUGGAGCUUGCCAUCUAGUCAAAGCUUGUCGUCGAUGCGUUCAGCGAAAUGGAGAAGAAUGCAAACCCUCAUCGAGACGCAGGAGGAAGUGUCCUGUGCACCGCUAUCCCCGCAGAACCCGCGGAUAUCAAAACAGUGGGCGGAAUGAAAGAUGCCUGCGAGAGGAGAGAUACUCUGAGUACUAGUGCAAGUGCUAGCGGUGCUAAUGCUACACCCUGUACACAGACAUCAGAUGCUGCUGAGACAGUAAGCAAAAGCGGACAACCGAACGCUUUACCAGAGACACUGUCGCCCGAUGCAGCGGAUCAGCUGAGCAACGGGCUGGGAUACGAACCGUCGAUGACCGCUGCUGGGAACAAGGAGGGUGGCACCUCAAAGUUAGUAAACAACCUCACGGGAGAGCAACCCGACGCCAGUAAUGUGCAGGCGGACGGUUUGGAUGGAGGUACGCAAGAAGCGACGAAGCUGGCCAAGUCGGCUUAUUUGUGUUCGGACAAAGCAAAAUCUGCUGACUCGAAUUCAAACGAUAACACCGUUUCCGAGGGUCCUCCGAGUGGUAGUGAGCCCAGCAUCGCAGGAGAGUCCCGCAGCUUUGAUUCACUAGAGUCCUUCUCCAAUCUGAACUCCUGCCCGAGUUCAGACCUCAACAGCGAAGGGCUGGAGGACAAGGGACUGGCUUUGGCCAGUCAGAGUGAAUACGGGGCUGAUGGAACGAAAAUCCCCUGUCCUAAAGACAGGGUGACCGGUCAGUCGGUGUACCACAUCAAGUGGAUAAAGUGGAAGGAGGAGAACACGCCUAUCAUCACACAGAACGAGAACGGGCCGUGUCCGCUGCUAGCUAUUAUGAAUGUCCUGCUAUUGUCAUGGAAGGUAAAUAAGAUGAGAGUCUGCUCGUUUGACAGCUCACAAUACCACCCAAGUUAUAGAUGUGCAAAUGCUGUGUUUUGCCCGGUGCUCCAAUUGUCCUUUGAAACGUUUUAUUGUAAUUGUGUUUGUCUACAUAGUAAGCGCACUAGUCACGAGACAUCAGUUGUCACUGCCAUUAAAUAAAGGCAUUGAUCGUUUAUUAAAAAGUUUCACAGAAAGACAUGAUCAUCACUUUUGAGAUAUUUGAUUAAAAUGUACAC
This is a messenger RNA of Sinocyclocheilus grahami, 1142 nucleotides long. RefSeq names its product protein FAM63B-like. Gene Ontology annotation, molecular function: K48-linked deubiquitinase activity; cysteine-type deubiquitinase activity; cysteine-type carboxypeptidase activity. The coding region runs from base 64 to 1065 and encodes 333 amino acids. The record is from RefSeq and is a predicted model, not a curated record. Gene Ontology annotation, cellular component: cytosol; cell periphery. Gene Ontology annotation, biological process: protein K48-linked deubiquitination. The transcript has a single exon. NCBI's taxonomy places the organism in Eukaryota, Metazoa, Chordata, Actinopteri, Cypriniformes, Cyprinidae.